Molecule: messenger RNA, 1660 nt
Organism: Paraphaeosphaeria sporulosa
Lineage: Eukaryota; Fungi; Ascomycota; Dothideomycetes; Pleosporales; Didymosphaeriaceae
Exons: 2
Coding region: 87-1556 (489 amino acids)
Cellular component (GO): mitochondrion
Molecular function (GO): manganese ion binding; metalloaminopeptidase activity
Source: RefSeq, a predicted model, not a curated record
UAUCGAUAACAAUCAACGAAGCCGCGGAUCAUCUUCGCGCGCAUUGGCUGGAGCUCUUCCUUGUCGCUUUCGUCGCAUGCCUUGAGAUGAACUGCUCGGUCCGGAUACUGCGGCCUGUAGCACGGUCAAGAUGGCGCGGCGCAUCUCUGAGGAGGCCAUUGAGCGUGUCGGCCGCCGAGUUGCGCUUCGGGCAGCCGCUUCAUGAGACGCACCCGCACCUGCUGAAGCCUGGGGAAAUCACCCCCGGUAUCACCGCGCAAGAGUACUACGACCGGCGGGCCAGGCUUGCGAAGGCGCUCCCAAAGGGCUCCAUUGCCGUGCUCGCCGCCUCCGACGUCAAGUACCGCUCGGGCGCUGUCUUCUACAAGUUCCACCAAGAUCCUGAUUUCCUGUACUUGACAGGCUUCAACGAACCGGACGCCCUUGCCAUUAUCGAAAAGAUCGACGACGACGAGCACAACUUCCACCUCUACGUCCGUCCCAAGGACCCCAAACUCGAGCAAUGGGAGGGGUCACGAUCCGGCAUACAAGCCGCCGAAGACGUCUUCAACGCCGACACCACGGGCGACAUCAACAACCUGCCCAAGAUCCUGCCCGAGGUGCUGAAGCGCGCGGAGCAGGUAUACACAGACCUGCCCAACAACCGGAUAAACAGAAACCUGCUAUCGAGAUACUUGUCUGGUGCAGAGCCCUCGCGGACGGGCGGCAUCGUGACUGUGUUCCGAGAAUCAGAGAAGAAGAUCAAGCCGCUUAGGGCAUACUUGAACGAGCUGCGGGUCAUCAAGAGCGAGGCCGAGCUCAAGAACAUGCGGAAAGCGGGACAGCAUUCUGGGCGCGCCAUCACAGACGCGAUGCGGCAGACGUGGACUGCGGAGAAAGACCUUGAUGCCUUUUUGGACUACUGGUUCAAGCAGGACGGCUGUGAUGGCCCAGCGUACGUCCCCGUGGUCGCGGGUGGCAUCAACGCCAACACGAUACACUACGUCACCAACGAUAUGCCGCUCAAACCCGACGAGCUUGUGCUCGUGGACGCUGGUGCCGAGUAUGGAGGUUACAUCACGGACAUAUCACGGACGUGGCCUGUCAGUGGAAAGUUCAACCCCGCGCAAAAGGAUCUCUACCAGGUGCUCUUGAAUGUGCAGAGAAGCUGCGUGUCGCUAUGCACCGUCUCUUCUCAGCUCACGCUAGACCGCCUCCACAGGAUCGCAUCGCGGACGCUGGCAGACGGACUCACGGACCUCGGCUUCGACAUGUCCAACGACGCCAUCGAGAAAUUGUUCCCGCAUCAUGUGGGCCACUAUGUUGGUUUGGAUGUGCAUGACAGCCCGGGCUUGACAAGGGGAAAGGCCUUUGAGAAAGGCAUGUGCGUGACAGUCGAGCCUGGCAUCUACGUACCAGAUGACGAGCGAUGGCCAGCUUGGGCGCGGGGCAUAGGCAUGAGGAUUGAAGACAGCGUGUGCGUGGAUGACGAUUCUCCUUACAUAUUGACCACGGAAGCGGUCAAGGAGAUCGACGACAUUGAAGCGCUGAAGGGGACCGAAAGCCGGUUGAACUGAGUCUCGACACUUGUAUCUAUUAUGUACUUUAGCUGUGUUAUGUACAGUCCUGCGCUACUCUUCACAGAGGGUAGAGCCUUCGCAGUCGUACUAUCAGACGCUGU